Exophiala viscosa is the source of this 2064-nucleotide messenger RNA. RefSeq names its product MFS transporter, MCP family, solute carrier family 16, member 10. NCBI's taxonomy places the organism in Eukaryota, Fungi, Ascomycota, Eurotiomycetes, Chaetothyriales, Herpotrichiellaceae. Bases 212 to 1903 code for a protein of 563 amino acids. Gene Ontology annotation, cellular component: membrane. Gene Ontology annotation, molecular function: transmembrane transporter activity. The transcript is spliced from 2 exons. The record is from RefSeq and is a predicted model, not a curated record. Gene Ontology annotation, biological process: transmembrane transport.
AUGUACGAAAUCGCUUCCUUCUCUCUAGUCAUCUGACCAUUUGGAUAUUCCUCAAAUCUUGAAAAUUGCACAUUGAAGAACUAUAAGAGAGCAAGGAUAGACGAAGGCCCCAACGAGGAUAUAAUUCUCUCCUCCGAACCUUUGGAACCAGAUCGCUGAAGAUCUGCUCGUGCCGACCUUUUCGUACAACAUCGCCCCGGAUUCUGGGUCCAUGACCUUCAAUCCAAGUGAACAACAACCACACGGAACUCCCCUGGGCCCAUCCCAGGACGCAAGCCGCCCAAAUCAGUCUCUCCAUCACCCAGAUCAUUCUGCAUGGUCUUCGGGUCAACCCAGGUCUCACCUGGACAACGAGAAAACAUCAUGGCAGGAAAAUGAGAAGACAUCGGGAGUCUCCUUCGCACCGGGAGACAUUCAAGACAGCAAUUCAUCCAAAAAAGAAAACGCUCAAGAACUUGCAACUCUCAAACGACCCGAUCUAGGAUCCCGCCAGCCAACAGCGCCGUCUUCCGUAUACGCUGCUCCUUUCGUUUCCUACAGUCAUGAUCUCGAACAGGUCCAGAGUCGACAUGGCUCUGUUCGUUCACAGCGCCCUCGAAGUUCUUCGUCUUCAACUUCUGUGUCCACCUUGCGGGAAUUGCCGAGCGAUAUGCGCAAUGCCAGCAGAGAGUCCACAGACGCGUAUGGAAACACGUAUCCGGAAGGAGGUCGAGAAGCGUGGCUCUGUGUGUUUGGAUCAUUUUGCGGCUUGACAGCUAGCCUUGGUAUAAUGAAUACUCUAGGAACGUAUCAGGCGUAUCUGUCCACACAUCAACUGCAGAACUACACCGAUAGUACAAUCGGCUGGAUAUUCGGAAUCUACGCCUUCCUGUCCUUUUUCUUCGGCAUUCAGAUUGGGCCUAUCUUCGAUGCGAAGGGACCCCGCUUACUGGUCCUGGCCGGCUCGGUUCUGCUGAUGGCUGCGGUACUCCUGAUGGGUGUCUGCCACAAGUACUACCAGUUUUUGAUUGUGAUUGGUGUCAUGGGCGGGCUUGGGACGUCGUUGGUGUUCACUCCAGCCAUCGCAGCUGUGGGACACUUUUUUCUCCGAAAGAGAGGACAAGCGACUGGACUUGCUGCCGCUGGAGGUUCUUUGGGAGGAAUCGUCUUCCCACUUGCGCUGCAGGCUCUCUUCCCUAAAAUUGGCUGGGCAUGGUCGACAAGGGUCGUCGCCUUGGUCAAUCUCGUGUUACUCAUCUUCGCCAACUUGUUCAUCCGAUCCCGCCUGCCUCCACAAAAAGCAAGCAAGGAAAAUAUGCUUCCCGACUUCCGCAUAUUCCGAGAUCCUGUCUUUGCGUUGACGACGUUUGGCGUCUUCUUCGUCGAAUGGGGACUUUUCGUUCCCUUGACCUAUCUUUCCAGCUACGCCCUGAGCAAUGGAAUAUCGACGCAAUUCUCCUAUCAGCUCAUCGCCAUCCUGAACACCGGAUCGUGCUUUGGCCGGUACUUCCCCGGUUUCUGGGCUGACAAGAUUGGACGAUUCAAUUCCAUGUGCAUCACGCUUACAUUGUGUCUGAUUUUCACCCUGGCAUUCUGGCUACCGGCGAACGGGUCUAUGCCGUUGAUCAUCAUCUAUGCACUGAGCUUUGGAUUCGCCUCAGGCUCCGGUAUCUCACUGACACCUGUGUGUGUCGGCCAGUUGUGCAGGGUUGAGAACUAUGGUCGAUAUUACGCGACAUGUUACACUUUGGUGUCUUUCGGGUCUUUGACCGGUAUUCCUAUCGCUGGCCAGUUGGUGACUAGGUGCAAUGGGCAAUACUGGGGGCUGAUUGUCUUCACAUGUUGCGCUUAUGCUGCCUCGCUGACGACGCUGUCCGCUGCGAGAGUAGUUGGUGCAGGUUGGAGUUUGAAAAAGGUCUAUUGAGAGCAUUCUGUGGGUUUCAAAAUGGUGAUUAUUUUAGCAAGGAGUUUCACUGCAUGGGAUUGAUUUCGAUUGCAUAUAGCCGCCAAUGGAUAGCUGAUGAUACUUGGACAAAUGGGAAAAUUGAUGUUCUUCUGAUUGAGUGAUGAUCGGCCUGCUUCGGU